AGCUAGACUUCCAUUGGCUCCUCUACGAAAGAGCACAAAAUUACUGUCUUUCUUUAUUCCCUACGAGCAGAAGUAUCACAUAGAACGAUAAUGGAAGCAGAAAGAAAGAAAUAUGGAGUUAGGGUUUUUAAUAAGGGAAGAGUCUAAUUCUCUCUAGAUGUGAUUAAUGUUGUAAAUCUGCCACGCAAUUAACCCUAUACAACCCCAAUGCUGUUUCUGAUUUAUAGGCUGUUAGCUUUCAAGAUUCGGACUCCUAUCACGCAGCAGAAUAUUUUAGUUGUUCAAAGCAAAUGAUUGAUUAGGCUACACACAGGUCGUGCCAAUUCAGCAUAAUUGGUUUCCUGUGGGCCAAGAAAAGGAGAGGGAUGAAAAAUUGAUCUUCUUGACUACUACUUGCAGUGUUUGUCACCGGUGCCGAAAAGGGAAAUACCCAAAAACAAACACACACAAAAGAAAUGUCUGGAGGAACCAUGUUUCUUUCAGUUCUUACAAUUCUCAUCUUCUUGCAGCUCUCUGACACCCCAUUUGCUGAACAGAAUCAGCGGUGUGCACCUUCUAGUUGUGGGCAUAUUAAGAACAUCAGCUACCCCUUUCGAUUGAAAAAUGAUCCAAAGCAUUGUGGCGACGAAAAGUAUGAAUUGAGCUGUGAAGGGAAUCGCCCCAUAUUCACGAUAUUUAUAGAAAAUUGGAAUGGGUCUCUGAACUACUAUGUGCAAGCCAUCAAUUAUGAUAACUCCACUAUCCGCCUUGUAGAUCCUGGUGAAAAUUCAAGGGAUGUUCGCUGUGUGGAUUACACCUGCAAGGUUUACAAUUUUAGAUUCUUCAAAACCUUAUGUGUUACUCAAAGACACGUUCUCCGCGUUCUUGCAAGCAUCAUCCCAUGGAUGCUUCCCAUAUUUGGGCUUAGCAUUGUGGCAAGAAUCAUACUAUUCCCAUGCAUAUUUGUGUUUCUAAUGAUUGAAUUACGAAGAAGGCAUAUGUCGAUCUUUGAUGCAAUUGAAAGUUUCCUGCAUAGUAGAAACAAUUUCAUGCCCAUUCGAUACCCCUAUUCCAACAUAAGGAAGAUGACUAGGAAUUUCAAAGAGAAACUAGGCCAAGGAGGUUAUGGUUCAGUAUAUAAAGGCAAACUUCAAAGUGGUCCUAAUGUUGCAGUGAAGAUCUUGACCAAGCCCAAAGCUGAUGGGCAAGACUUCAUCAAUGAGGUUGCCACAAUCGGGAGGAUUCAUCAUGUUAACGUGGUACAACUUAUUGGCUAUUGUGCUGAGAGAUCUAAACGUGCCCUCGUAUAUGACUUCAUGCCUAAUGGAUCACUUGACAAAUACAUCACAUCCCGAGAAGGAGGAACUCUACUGAGCUGGCAAAGAAAGUCUGAAAUCGCUCUUGGAGUUGCUCGAGGUAUUGAAUAUUUGCAUCGAGGUUGUGACAUACAAAUUCUACAUUUUGACAUCAAGCCGCAUAACAUACUCUUGGAUGAGAAUUUCGUUCCAAAAAUUUCUGACUUUGGUCUGGCCAAAUUAUAUCCAACUGAUAACAGCAUCGUUACUCUAACAGCAGCAAGGGGAACAAUCGGAUAUGUAGCUCCAGAACUGAUCAACAGAAGCAUUGGUCCGNGAAGCAUUGGUCCUAUAUCUUAUAAGGCAGAUGUUUAUAGCUUUGGAAUGUUACUGAUUGAGAUAGCAGGUAUGAAAGGAAACUCGGCAGCAAGAGAGGAUAUGUCAAGCCAGUAUUUCCCAUAUUGGAUAUAUGAUCAAUUCGACAAGGAAAAGGAAAUUGAAGUACUAGACGAGACACAUGAUGGUGAAAAGAAGAUUAUAAAGAAGUUGACUUUAGUUGCUUUGUGGUGCAUACAAAUGAUUCCGCUUGAUCGUCCCUCAAUGACUAAAGUAGUGGAAAUGCUUGAAGGUGAAUUACAGACUUUGCAAACGCCUCCUAGGCCUUCUGAAUCACUGCAGCCAUCUUCGUUGGAAUUCAAUCUGAGUUCUUCAAUAGGUUCAACUGAGUCUAUGAUGUUGCUCGGGAAUUGUUCUGAUUCUGCACAAGUAGAUGUAAUUAUUGGUUGACAUAUGAGUAUACCAGAAAUUGUAACAUUCACAUUAUGUAAUACUCGUGCACUCCCUUUCUGUAACUUUUUUUUUUUUUUUUUUUUUUUAU
Molecule: messenger RNA, 2151 nt
Organism: Nicotiana tabacum (common tobacco)
Lineage: Eukaryota; Viridiplantae; Streptophyta; Magnoliopsida; Solanales; Solanaceae
Product: rust resistance kinase Lr10-like
Biological process (GO): protein phosphorylation
Molecular function (GO): protein kinase activity; polysaccharide binding; ATP binding
Source: RefSeq, a predicted model, not a curated record